Drosophila bipectinata is the source of this 2071-nucleotide messenger RNA. RefSeq names its product Ribosomal protein S6 kinase (gene S6k). Gene Ontology annotation, molecular function: protein serine/threonine kinase activity; ATP binding. The record is from RefSeq and is a predicted model, not a curated record. NCBI's taxonomy places the organism in Eukaryota, Metazoa, Arthropoda, Insecta, Diptera, Drosophilidae. Gene Ontology annotation, biological process: peptidyl-serine phosphorylation; signal transduction.
AUUUUUAGUGCUACAGCCUGGCCACUCUGGCACAUCACCUCGUGUUCACUCGCAAACAAAGAAAAAGUGCAUUUUAAUUACUGAUUACUGCAUUGCGAUUAGACGGUCGCGGAUUAUUGCGUAUUUGACGAACGUCGGACAGUCGAAAAAUAGCAGGGCGCGCGUGGGCCGAGCAUUUCUCGCAGUGUCUCGCAGUGCGGCACAAGUGCGUGUGCCAGCGUGUGUGUGUAUUUGUAUUGCCAUUAACUAAUAAACAAUAACCUUCGGGGCCACGAAAGCUGCCCCCGCCUGUUCCAACAAACUAGAAUAUAACGCGCAGCGCAGCGCAGGCAUCGAAUCGUUUCCGCGUGUACCGUGCUGUCGCCGCCCCCCCCAGCCACCAGGCCACCAGCCUCCAAAAAAGAAGCACACAAAUCAGCACCUGGCAGCCUAGCAGCAGACUGCUGACUGCGUACCAAAUCCACCCGGGCAUCCCAUCCAGAGACACACUCAUACAUCGACCAAAUGGCGGACGUGAGCGAUCCCAGCGAGCUCUUCGACUUGGAGCUGCACGAAGACGACAAGGCCCAUGACUCGGACGACGACAGGAUCGAGCUGGACGACGUUGACCUAGAACCGGAAUUGUGUAUUAAUCUGCACCAAGACAAUGAAGGCCAGGAGACCAUACAGCUUUCCGAGGAGAAUGUUAAUCCCGGCAAGCUCAAGCUUGGACCCAAGGACUUUGAGCUCAAGAAGGUCCUCGGCAAAGGUGGCUAUGGCAAAGUAUUUCAGGUGCGCAAGACCGCUGGACGAGAUGCCAACAAAUAUUUUGCCAUGAAGGUUCUCAAGAAGGCAUCGAUUGUGACCAACCAAAAGGACACGGCGCACACACGUGCCGAGCGCAACAUACUCGAGGCAGUAAAGCACCCGUUCAUAGUAGAGUUGGUCUAUGCCUUCCAGACAGAUGGGAAACUGUAUCUUAUACUUGAAUAUCUGAGCGGUGGGGAGCUGUUUAUGCAUUUGGAACGCGAGGGAAUAUUUCUGGAGGACACCACAUGCUUCUACCUGAGCGAGAUCAUCUUGGCCCUGGGCCACUUACACAAACUGGGCAUCAUUUAUCGGGAUCUUAAGCCCGAAAACAUACUCCUGGACGCCCAGGGGCACGUCAAACUAACCGACUUCGGUCUGUGCAAGGAGCACAUCCAAGAGGGUAUUGUCACCCACACCUUCUGCGGCACAAUUGAGUACAUGGCCCCUGAAAUCCUCACCAGAAGUGGCCAUGGCAAAGCAGUGGACUGGUGGUCCUUGGGUGCUCUUAUGUUUGACAUGCUAACUGGAGUGCCACCGUUUACCGCCGAGAACCGAAAGAAGACCAUCGAAACCAUUUUAAAAGCCAAGCUCAAUCUGCCAGCCUACCUCACGCCCGAAGCCAGGGAUCUGGUGCGUCGUCUGAUGAAGCGCCAGGAGCCACAGCGCCUGGGCAGCGGUCCCGAGGAUGCGGCGGCUGUGCAAAUACAUCCAUUCUUCAAGCACGUCAACUGGGACGAUGUCUUGGCCCGACGCCUCGAACCGCCCAUAAAACCGCUCUUGCGAAGCGAGGACGAUGUCUCACAGUUCGACACGAGAUUCACAAGACAGAUCCCCGUUGACUCGCCGGACGAUACAACGCUGAGCGAAAGUGCCAAUCUUAUUUUCCAAGGAUUUACCUACGUAGCGCCCUCGAUACUGGAGGAUAUGCAUCGGGCGAAUCGGAUGCCGGCCCGCUCCCCCCGACGCACGCCCCGCCAGCUGCCGGACAGCAGCUUCCGCCUACAAUUCCCGUCCGCCAGCAACGCACCCAUGGCCAUGCACGGCCAUCCGCAUCCGCAGCCCCUGCGCUCCGGAAUGUUUGCCCGGGCCACGCCCCCAACACACCAUAUGCAGACGUUCGCCCCCCGUCCGUCGCCGGCGCAGGACGAGAUGAUGGACGUGCAGCAGGGCCUGCCGAUGGUCUAAGUCCUGGAGGGUUCUUGGACGGCGACUUCCCAUCACAACCCAUCCCACCCAGCACUUCUCCCUCUCUCCCCAACAAAAAAAAACAGAAAUUGACAGU